This is a messenger RNA of Closterium sp. Naga37s-1, 651 nucleotides long. The record is from the annotation of a GenBank genome assembly. Lineage: Eukaryota; Viridiplantae; Streptophyta; Zygnematophyceae; Desmidiales; Closteriaceae.
AUGCUAUUCAACCACCCGCUAACCCCUUCUCUCAGGACAGGGGUUCCCCCUAGGCAGGAAGGUGCGGUGGGCGGUGCAAGUCGUGGAUGGGGGGCGCACGACGAAUGCGCAGGCGACCCGCGGGUGAGCGCUCAUGGCGGACCUGCAGUGAGCGCCCUCGUGCGGACGGGCGGGAAGCAUGACAAGGGCGACGAUACGGCGGUGUACAUCGUGGUGGACUACGACCCUGACGCACGGGUAGCUGGUCUUCCUCGAGGGAUGGCAUCGGAUGAGCAUAUCCAUGAGUACGCAAAGCACGCGUGGGAGCUGAUGGUGCGCCACACCUGGGCAAAGGCGGUCACAUACUUCCCAAAGAACGGCGUACGGAACGAGGCCCUACGCCUAUCCCUGCGGCGGCACUACGACGUGGUGGCUAUCGACAUCAGGGUGGCUAUGGGGAAGACGAAAUACAGUGGAAAGGUCGGCAAGGUGUUCUCGAAGUUCCGGAAUGAAUCAUCGACUGAAGCGCGACAUGUCAUCCUCGCCGCGCUUGAGAUCGACGCCGGUGGCCCGUACAAGCAGGAGAUCCACCCCGACAAGAAGGUCUCACUCUGGCGGUCAUAUGGUCCGAGUGAGUGGUCGGGAGCAGGGGGGAGGGUGGAGGGGAUUUAA